UCCAGGCGAGUCGGUGUGUCCCCGGCUGGGACGGAAGUUGCACAAGUCCGAUUAGUUUCAGUUUUGUUUCUUUUUCAGGCACCCAGCAACAGCGGCCUUCAGGCCCCAAGCCCCCACGCCAUCCUAAAGGCCAAGAUCAACUCUGGCUAGGUCUGACCUGACCCAACAAGCAGCAGUGACAUCUUCACGUUUGCUGGAUGUACACGCGGAAGAGGAGGAGGAGGAGGAGGAGGAAGAGGGCAGCUCCUUAGCUCAAGACUUAGUGGUCCGAGGCCUCAGAGGACUAGAAGGAAGUUCCUGACCAUUCAGCAUGGUUUCCCAUGGGUCCUCGCCCUCCCUCCUAGAGGCCCUGAGCAGCGACUUCCUGGCCUGUAAAAUCUGCCUGGAGCAGCUGCGGGCACCCAAAACCCUGCCCUGCCUGCAUACCUACUGCCAGGACUGCCUGGCCCAGCUGGCCAAUGGCGGCCACGUGCGCUGCCCCGAGUGCCGUGAGACCGUGCCUGUGCCGCCCGAGGGCGUGGCCGCCUUCAAGACCAACUUCUUCGUCAAUGGACUGCUGGAUCUGGUGAAGGCCCGGGCCUGCGGAGACCUGCGUGCCGGGAAGCCGGCCUGUGCCCUGUGUCCCCUGGUGGGGGGCACCAGCGCCGGAGGGCCGGCCACGGCCCGGUGCCUGGACUGUGCCGACGACUUGUGCCAGGCCUGUGCUGACGGGCACCGCUGCACCCGCCAGACUCACUCCCACCGCGUGGUGGACCUGGUGGGCUACAGGGCAGGGUGGUACGACGAGGAGGCCCGGGAGCGCCAGGCGGCCCAGUGUCCCCAGCACCCCGGGGAGGCACUGCGCUUCCUGUGCCAGCCCUGCUCGCAGCUGCUGUGCAGGGAGUGCCGCCUGGACCCCCACCUGGACCACCCCUGCCUGCCCCUGGCCGAGGCUGUGCGUGCCCGGAGGCCAGGCCUGGAGGAGCUGCUGGCUGGUGUGGACAAUAACCUGCUAGAGCUGGAGGCAGAACGGAGGGUGGAGAAGGAAACGCUGACCCGGCUGCGGGAGCAGGCAGCCCGGGUGGGGACACAGGUGGAGGAGGCGGCCGAGGGCGUCCUCAGGGCCUUGCUGGCCCAGAAGCAGGAGGUGCUGGGGCGGCUGCGAGCCCACGUGGAGGCUGCCGAAGAGGCUGCUCGGGAGAGGCUGGCAGAGCUCGAGGGCCGGGAGCAGGUGGCCAGGGCGGCGGCCGCCUUCGCCCGCCGGGUACUCAGCCUGGGGCGAGAGGCUGAGAUCCUUUCCCUGGAAGGGGCGAUUGCGCAGCGGCUCCGGCAGCUACAGGGCUGCCCCUCGGCCCGGGGGCCGUCCCCCUGCCUGGUCCCACAGCUGGAGCUCCAUCCUGGGCUCCUGGACAGGAACUGCCACCUGCUUCGGCUGUCCUUCGAGGAGCAGCAGCCUCAGAAGGAUGGUGGGAAGGAUGGAGCCGGCACCCAGGGAGGUGAGGAGAGCCAGAGCCAGAGGGAGGAUGCCGCAAAGACAGAGAGACAGGGUGGGACCCAGCUCCAGGCCAGAGAUGAAGCCCAGACCCCAAAAGAGAUAAAAGCCCAGACACCCCGAGAAGACAAAGCACCGAUGCCCCAAGAAGAUGGAGCCCAGACCUUGGAAGAGGACAGAGCCCAGACGCCCCACGAGGAUGGAGGACCCCAGCCCCAGAGGGGUGGCAGGUCCAACAAGAAGAGGAAGUUCAAGGGCAGGCUCAAGUCAGUCUCCCGGGAGCCCAGCCCAGCCCUGGGGCCGAACCUGGACAGCUCUGGCCUCCUCCCCAGGCCCAUCUUUUCCUGCAGUUUCCCCACACGGAUGCCUGGAGACAAGAGGUCCCCCCGGAUCACCGGGCUCUGUCCCUUCGGCCCCCGGGAGAUCCUGGUGGCAGAUGAGCAGAACCGGGUGCUGAAACGCUUCUCCCUCAAUGGCGACUACAAGGGCACCGUGCCCGUCCCUGAGGGCUGCUCUCCUUGCAGCGUGGCGGCCCUGCAGAGCGCCGUGGCCUUCUCUGCAGGUGCAAGGCUCUAUCUCAUCAGCCCCGACGGUGAGGUGCAGUGGCGCCGGGCCCUGAGCCUCUCCCAGGCCAGCCACGCCGUGGCUGCGCUGCCAGGUGGGGACCGCGUGGCCGUCAGCGUGGCGGGUCAUGUGGAGGUGUACAAUAUGGAAGGCAGCCUGGCCACCCGGUUCAUCCCUGGGGGCAAGGCCAGCCGGGGCCUGCGGGCGCUGGUGUUUCUGACCACCAGCCCCCAGGGGCAUUUCGUGGGGUCGGAUUGGCAGCAGAAUAGUGUGGUAAUCUGCGACGGGCUGGGCCAGGUGGUUGGGGAGUACAAGGGGCCGGGCCUGCACGGCUGCCAGCCGGGCUCCGUGUCUGUGGAUAAGAAGGGCUACAUCUUCCUGACCAUUCGAGAAGUCAACAAGGUGGUGAUCCUGGACCCGAAGGGGUCACUCCUUGGAGACUUCCUGACGGCAUACCACGGCCUGGAAAAGCCCCGGGUUACCGCCAUGGUGGACGGCAGGUACCUGGUCGUAUCCCUCAGUAAUGGGACCAUCCAUGUCUUUCGGGUCCGUUCUUCAGACAGUUAAAGGGUCUAGGACUAGGGUGGGGAGGAGGGGGGAGGGAGAGGGCGGGGGGAGGCAGAGCUGUCUGUGGGAGAGGACAUGUUCCUGAAGGGCAGGGGUUGGCAACUUUUCAACAUGACGUGCCAAACUGCUAACCUGUCUUCCAGUGUGUGAGAAUAGGGACCAAGCGUGGUGGCGUGACCUUAACUCUCAGAAGCCGGGGAGGCAGGUGGCUGGGUGCGGGGGACGCUGGGGGUUCACCUGCCUCUUGCCUUUUGUGGAUGGCUGCUGCCACUGCCAUAUAGUUUAGGUUUUUGAGGUUUGUGAGCCUGUCAUGAUUUGCAUUCUUCAAAAGCAUUCCUGAUAGAGUAGCUGAGGGAGAGUCUUGGGGGGUCAAGAAGGGCCCAGGGUGGGUCAGGCGUGUGCAUUAUGGAACAGAGCUCCGACCCCUUCGGACUGGCACAGGGUUCUACAGAGUCAGAGGAGGCCUGAGAUGUCGAAUGGGCAGUAAGUGGCCUCUUCUGCCAGCCACAGGCAGGAAGUUCCCGUGAUCACGGCAUCCCCCCGCGGCAGUACCAGGUGGGCUUGCGGGAGGGUGGGUAAGUGCAGACAGCAGCUGGGACCAAAGAGGGGUUAGGGUCAAAGGCUGUGAAGAAAAUAGGCUACUGAAAAACCAAACCCAGCAGAAUUUGUGUCCAAAAAUCCACAUUCUCCAUUGCUUCUCAGUCUUUUGGCUAAGACUAAGUAUUGAAAAACACAGGCUCGGGCAGGCACAGUGGCUCACACCUGUAAUCCCAGUACUUUGGGAGGCUGUGGCAGGAGGACCGCUUGAGGCCAGGAGUUUGAGACCAGCCUGGGCAACAUAGUGAGACUCCAUCUCUACAAAAAAUUUAAAAAAUUAGCUGCAUGUGGUGACGCAUGCCUGUCAACCCAGCUACUCAGGAGGCUGGGGUGGGAGGAUCCCUUGAGCCCAGGAGUUCAAGGCUGCUGUGAGCUGCGAUCACACCUCUGCAUUCCAGACGGUAUCUC
This is a messenger RNA of Saimiri boliviensis boliviensis (Bolivian squirrel monkey), 3607 nucleotides long. It is a transcript of the gene TRIM56, whose product is annotated as tripartite motif containing 56. Gene Ontology annotation, biological process: innate immune response; positive regulation of type I interferon-mediated signaling pathway. Lineage: Eukaryota; Metazoa; Chordata; Mammalia; Primates; Cebidae. The record is from RefSeq and is a predicted model, not a curated record. Gene Ontology annotation, molecular function: zinc ion binding; ubiquitin protein ligase activity. Gene Ontology annotation, cellular component: nucleoplasm.